Messenger RNA from Trichoderma asperellum CBS 433.97, 766 nucleotides. RefSeq lists its product as uncharacterized. NCBI's taxonomy places the organism in Eukaryota, Fungi, Ascomycota, Sordariomycetes, Hypocreales, Hypocreaceae. The record is from RefSeq and is a predicted model, not a curated record.
CUACGUUGCUUUAAUUCGUAAACCUUUGAAUCUUGGCUUGAGCUUACCUGCACUCUCCAAACUUUUUUUUUUAACCUUUACCCUUAACAUCCAUUAUCUUUACCUCGAAAUGCCCGCAAUCGUUGGCCUUAAGAAGAGCUUUGCUUCUAUCCCGUGGUGUUCAGAACUUCUCAACAACCCCGACGUUGAAGCGUGCAUUCCUCCUUGCCGAGCUAGCAGGAAGGAUAUUACAUAUGAGCUCUGGGAAGGCACUUUAAACACUUCAAAUACCAUCCCAGAGUUCCUUGCUCUUUAUACAAAGACAGAGGAGCACAAUUCUCGCAUCCACAAUAUCAAGCUCCUCGCUAAUUUAAACAAUGGAUUAGACGGGUUUCCUGGCGUUUGCCAUGGAGGAAUGGUCGCCACGUUACUGGAUGAGUCCAUGGUGUCACUCAUUCUAAUAAAUGUCGGUCGCGGGGCACUUGUUUGCCCUUGGUACGGUACUGUCUCGCUUAAUAUAUUGUUUCAGAAGCCUGUCAAGACGCCGGCCACAGUGGUAGUCGCAGUAAAACUGGACAAGGUGGAGGGACGCAAGCUGUGUAUCACCGCUUGUCUGCAGGACGGGUCGGGGAAAGCACUUGCGAAAGCGAGUGCUGUAUUUGUUGGUUUGGAUGGAAAACUAUAAAAGUCUUAAGUUCUAAUAUAUAAGCAUCAAGAGUAAUACAUUUCAAACCACAAUCUCGUAGCUUCUAUACAGUCUUAAGCAUAGAAAGCAUACAAUUAUGGC